CCAUCCGUCGUCCCGUUUCAGUACUCAGCCGUCGCGUUUCCAUUCGCAAAUUCCAAAUAUGGUAGAGUGAUAUUAAACGGACCUUUUUUUCCCUCCGAUUCACGUCAGUUCGUCGUGCCGUUGUUUGUGUUAAUUUUCCCCCCGCGCCUCGCAAUCGAACCGAAGUUCUGACAAUUUUACGCGAUCUUAUAUCAAUUGAUUGACAACGAAGUUAAUUUUUUUUUGGAAUUCAGUAACGAUACACAGUCAACCCAAUUAUAUAAAGCUGACCACUAAAGCUUCAUAUUAGCCAUUUCUUAGAAUUACGCCGGGACAACAUUUAAUAAGAUAAAUUCUUUUUGCAUGAGUCACUAAGAUGUCUUUUAAAGUAAGAAGUAGUAAAUUUCGCCAUGUUUAUGGAACAGCUCUAAAACGAGAGUAUUGUUAUGAUAAUAUUCGUGUAUCUAAAUCUUCGUGGGAUUCUACAUUUUGUACUGUAAACCCAAAGUUUCUUGCUUGUAUUGUUGAAUCAGCUGGUGGAGGAGCUUUUAUAGUAUUACCUCUUUCAAAGACUGGUCGUUUACCUGCUGAUCAACCUGUAGUUGGUGGUCAUAAAGGUCCUGUUUUAGACAUUGCUUGGUGUCCACACAAUGACAAUGUGAUUGCCAGCGGUUCUGAAGAUUGCGUUGUAAAAGUUUGGCAAAUUCCAGAUGGUGGAAUUUCACGGACAUUGACCGAAUCUGUAGUAGAUUUAAUAUACCACCAAAGAAGAGUUGGUCUUGUUUUAUGGCAUCCAACAGCACGAAAUAUUUUGUUAUCUGCUGGAUCUGAUAAUCAAGUUGUAAUAUGGAAUGUUGGUGUUGGUGAACCACUUAUCCAUAUUGAUUGUCAUCCUGAUAUAGUAUUCAGUGCAUCCUGGAAUUUUGAUGGAUCACAAUUAUUAACAACAUGUAAAGAUAAAAAGCUUAGACUAAUUAAUCCUAGGAGUGGAGAAGUUGAACAGGAAGUAAUAUGUCAUGAAGGAAGUAAAGCAUCAAGAGGUAUAUUUUUAAAAGGUGGCCUAAUUUUUACAACUGGCUUUAGUAAACUUUCUGAAAGACAGUAUUCAUUGCGGUCUCCUGAAAAACUAGAUGAUCCUAUUGUUAUGGUUGAAUUAGACACUAGCAAUGGAGUUAUGUUUCCUCUGUAUGAUCCGGAUACAAGUAUGAUUUACUUGUGUGGCAAGGGUGAUAGUGUUAUUCGAUAUUUUGAGAUUACCGGAGAACAUCCAUUUGUUCAUUACAUUAAUACGUUCCAAACUCCAGACCCUCAACGAGGAAUUGGUAUGAUGCCAAAACGUGGUUGCGAUGUAUCCAUUUGUGAAAUAUCAAAAUUUUAUCGUUUAAAUAAUUCAGGACUUUGUCAAGUUAUCAGUAUGACUGUCCCACGAAAGUCAGAAUUAUUCCAAGAAGAUUUAUAUCCAGAUACUAUUGGAGAUAUUCCUUCAAUAGAUGCUGAAGACUGGUUCAAUGGCCAAGAUGCUGAACCAAUACUAAUAUCAUUAAAGGACUAUCAUCAGCCAACACGAUUACCAACUGCUUCUGAAAUGAAAGUAGCAAAAAAGCCAAAUAUUUUAGAUAAACCAUCAACUAAUAAAUCUACCAAAUCAAGUCCUAAUAAUCUUACAACACCAGUGGCUAAACCACAAUUUAUACAGCCACAGCAAUCAAUUCCAGAUGAUAUUGUGAAGGAAUUUAAAGAGGAAAUUCGAAAGUUAAAAGCUAUGAUUGUAAAACAUGAAAACCGUAUUAGAACUUUAGAAGCUCGAGCUGCCGAGGAUGUUACAGACUCAGUUAAAGAUAAUGGAGAUUCUCUUAUUAUUACCAAUAACGAUCAAAAUGAUGUAGAUACCAAAGAUGUGGAUAUAAAUGAUGACGACUAAAUUGUUUGGUACUAUGAUUAUUAAAAUCAAUUUUAAGAGACUUUGAGAUAAAUUAGUUUUGAUUAAUUUAUAUUGACUAAAUUUAUGACAACCUACAAUAUUAAAUAGCAAAAUAACAUGCUCAAAGUGGUUUCAAUUCUACUUUUCUCUAGUCUUCA
This is a messenger RNA of Sipha flava (yellow sugarcane aphid), 2058 nucleotides long. It is a transcript of the gene coro, whose product is annotated as coronin-1C. The record is from RefSeq and is a predicted model, not a curated record. NCBI's taxonomy places the organism in Eukaryota, Metazoa, Arthropoda, Insecta, Hemiptera, Aphididae. Gene Ontology annotation, biological process: actin filament organization. Gene Ontology annotation, molecular function: actin filament binding. The transcript has 9 exons. The coding region runs from base 356 to 1900 and encodes 514 amino acids.